Messenger RNA from Pocillopora meandrina, 6300 nucleotides. The record is from the annotation of a GenBank genome assembly. Lineage: Eukaryota; Metazoa; Cnidaria; Anthozoa; Scleractinia; Pocilloporidae.
UCUUUAGCUUCAGAAAGCACAGAUGUUUACCUGACGGCGACGAUACAGGGGAACUGUAGCACACGUUCAGAAGUUGCUGCGAAAUUUCCAGAAAUGGUUAGAUAAUCUACUUGAUCCUUAUACCGGAGUGUAUAGAAUUCUGCCAUAACAUUUAUCAUUAAAAGGGAGUCUUAAUAAAUGUGCUCUUGAACGAAAUCUCAAUAUUUUUGGUAAAACAAAAUGACAUUUUGAACGAUCUUCAAUUAUGAAACAAGUAUUCGAAGUUACAUUUUCUCUUUAAAUGUCCUUCCAGGCUUGUCAAAUUGCCUUUAAGUUUGGCUGCUCAUCCGCCAACACCGUGAACACGAGGUAAGGUGCAGUUUGUCUCAACACUGAAACAACAAACCUUGGUUUAUUACAUCAAAAACGCUCUUUUGGUCAAAUAUCAACGUAUUUUAACACUUAAAAGUCACCAAAUUACAAAUAGAAUGCCGAAUAGGGCACCGUGCUGUAAAGAGCAACAAAUAUUAGGAAAAGGUAAUGCAAUAAUAUUUCCAAAGUUGACAAAUGUUUGAAUAGGUGAAGAGUGUAAAAGCGGAUGAAGAAACUACUUGCAAACCUAAAUGAACUCUUCCCACGAUUUCUUUUUGUUUAAUACCGACUGUAUAAUCAGUCAUAACUUAUGAGUCUUACUCUUUUCGGCACGGUGUUCGAUUCGGCAUUUUACAUCCUUCCCCCCCUACUUAGGUGUGGCAGUGUUGUUCUCGACUUCAUGAUGAGGUUCAAUCGAAGUGUAGUCGUCAGCGAUGUUUUGACUGUCCUGUUGGAUGCUGCAAGGCAAGAGAAAUUCGGAGGUUUCAAAGUCGAUCCAGAAUCAAUUAAACAGGUUUUUAUAACCACAGACGGCUCGGAAAGCACAACAAAAAGUAUGUUUUACAAAGAAAUAUAAUUGCUAAAUGUUUACACGUAUUCGUCCGAAGAUGGACAUUUUUAAUUGUAUUCCGUAUCUGUUUAAUUAAACAAGUCAAUUCUGUGAGUCAUAUAUUUCCAAGUUUUGUUUUCGUCUCUUUUGUUGUUUCUAUUAAAUUAAAAAAAAUCUUACUUUUAAAAAUUAUUAUAGAGAGAGUAGCACCUUGCUUUUCCUUAGUACCUAGCCAAUUCGAGUUAACGGUUUUCGUUCUAGAGCAUAAGCUAUGUAGUGAGAGCAGUGUACUGACCGCGAUCACUGUAAAUGUUGUUUGAAUGUUACCUGAUCAAGCUUUGUAAAAUGAAUCAUUUUAGGUCCUGAGGAAUGUACCUGCCCAUCUAACAACGUCUCGUUAGCCAUAAAUGGGGUUCUUGCCUUCAUAAUCGUUCUUCUAAUUAUUUACAUAAUCUGGCUACAUAAGAAAGGUAGGUAAAAAAUUCAUAAUCUAUGAUAGAGGGUUUGGCUGCAAGAUUCAUUAUUAAGCAAAAGGAAAUCUUGACCCACAUUCACAUCAUUUGCCUUUUUUUUCCUUUCGUUCUUUUCCAGGCGCUGUGGGGAAGCAGAGGUAAGAAUUUGCUGCCACUUGGAGUGUGUCGAUGUAAUGUAACAGAUAUGGUAUCAUCUUAUAACAAACUUCCAUUUAAAACUGAUGAGAUUCUCAGCUCGUCAUAAAUAUUUGUAUGCUUUCUCAAUUGUAGGAUUUAUGAAGAUGAAAGAGGUGUUUCCUACGUAAGUUACAGCUAAGACAUUGAGGUCAUGUUAGUGUGGCCUGUAAUUAUGUAAUCUCACUUAACCUCUACUCUCUAGAAGGAAAUAAACGCUUGUAACAAAUAGGAAGGAAAAAAGGUGUAGUUCUACCAAAAAGGCAUAAUGCAUUAAUAACAGGUACAAUAGAAUAUAGGAAGAAGUUUGACUCGAUAAGGUCUUUGUCCUGGGAUCAUGUCCUUUACCAAGCUGCUCCAUCGAUUUUCCUUCGGUUGUCCCUGGUUCAACUGCGUGGUUUCACUUCAUAGAUCGCUAACUGGUCUGCACCCGGUUGAUAUUUGUUUUGUAAAUAUUUUUUUUUUCACGCCGUUUUGGCCGUCUGUUUAUCUUGAUGCCUUAUUUUCAAAGCGUUAGUCCAGGAGCUUAGUACAGCAAGAGUUUUUUUUUCGUGUGUGCAUUUGUCAAACAAUUGCACUACCAAUCGACGAUCUUCAUGUUGCAGUUUGUAGCUGUAACGAAUAUGCUAUGAACCUCGAUCACUGCAUUGGACAUGGUAGUUUCAAUGGCAGAGAACAAAGUGUUAGUACUAAUAAAUAUUAGUAAUAUUUAAGGACAAGAGAUUAUAAACUACUAAUAAUCUCUUGUUAUGAAAUAAUAUAAACGCUUGUCUGAUGAAAACGGGUAAACUGAUUUUUAUAAAAAUGUAGGAAAUUUUAUUGGGAUUAAUAACAGACUUGUAUAUGAAUACCUUAACGGUAUGUUGGUUUAAUAGAAUGAAACAGGAUUAGAAGAUAGCGAACCAAGUCUACCCGAUUCAGCAAAACUCACUCAGCCUCCUGCGGAAUACAUGGAUCUCAUAGAAGUCAACAAACAUGAUAGAAAAGCACAAAGUACUGCUUCAGGUGCUGAUUACGUGCCUCUUCAUCCGUUAACACGCUGCUGGGAAGUUUCAAGACACCACGUGACCAUAGAAAAAAUUAUUGGUAAAGGUGCUUUUGGUCAGGUUGCCAAGGGAACAGCAGUAGGACUUCGAGGGAGUCCUGAAACGACCACAGUGGCUAUUAAGAUGCUUAAAAGUGAGUUCUUGAACUGUAAAUUGAAUGAGAGUCUUGGCCUACAGUCAUAUACUGUUACCGGGUUACCGUAACUUUUUAGCUAUUUGUGAUUGGAUAAGUUAUGUCGCUAUUUCAACAUUUUGCAUAUUAUUCCCGUAAACCAAAUUUUACUCCUUGUUUUAACGCUCCAGAAAACGCUACUGAAUCGGACAAGAGAGAUUUGAUGAAAGAACUUGACACAAUGAAGCAGCUGAAACCACAUCCUUACGUCAUUAAACUUCUGGGAUGCGUUACAGAAUCUGGUAAGCUUUGAUUAUGGGGUCUAAUUUUGCUGUACACAUUUUGCAUCUGAUUUACUCUGUAAUGCCUUCUCGUCAUUGAUAAUUUGCUUCAGUGGAAGAUUCACUGCUUCACAAUUGCGCACAACAAACAACGCAUAUGGUAAUUUUAUCCUUUUUUAGCUAACAGCGACGCUCUUGGAUUUGCUGAUAGACGAAGACCAAAUAUUUGCCAUUGUACAAGCCAUCCUGUUGUAUAAGCAGAAUCGCUUUUUCUAAGGGAAUAUUUGAUCUGUACCUUCUUAUGAGAUCGUUACAAAGUUUUCCAGCUUUUCAUCGUAAAACUACAUCUUGUUUUCGUGCGAUUUCUUCAAAUGUAUUGACCCUGACUGCUAUUUAUUUUUUUUUAUUGCUAAUUUUUUUAGAGAGAAAAUAUCUAAAUGAAACUGUUUAAUUUCCUCAGAACAGCUGCUGGUUUUGAUUGAAUAUGUGCCUUUUGGGGAUCUGCUGGGUUACCUGAGAAAGAGCCGUGGAUUAAAAGACACUUACUUCCAAGACCCGGAAGUCAAACCACAAACAAAUCUGACGUCACAGCAGCUGAUGAAGUUUGCUUGGCAAAUUGCUGAUGGAAUGAGUUAUUUGUCCUCAAAAUCUGUAAGUUAAUUAAAAAGGCACCAAAGAAAAACAAUUCUAAAACCUUCUUGUAAGAUGUAUCGUCAUGUUAAGCUAUGUCUUGCAUAGGAAAAUACGUCUUCACAAGAUCACGCCCGGGAUAUGCAAACGUAUUCUUACCGUCUUGUUGAGGCUAUUUCUUUAGGGCCAGGAACCCUACCAAUUUUGACGUCAUCGCCUAAGUUAUAUUUCAGUGUGCGAAUGGCGAUAUUUGUGCAUCGUUGCAAGUGUACCUCAUCGAAAUAAAAUAUCUGGGUUUUUCUCGUGUAGGCAAAGGCAGAGACGUGAAUGAAUAGGAUCUUUAAUUCAGCCUAAACUGAGUGUACAACGAAUAUUCAUUUUAGUGACAAGAAAGAAAAGGAAUCAAAACUUGAAAUUAAAAAAUUCGUCUUUGGUUGCUAAAAUGCUACAUUACAGAACCCUACUUCGAAUAAAAUCUUCAGAUAAGCUUUCUAUGUAAUAAUUAUGAAUUGCAGAAAUAAAGUGGUUUGCUUCUCUUUGGAAUAUGGAACAGCGAUUAUAGUAAUUUUAAUUUUCUGCCAUCUGGAAUAAAGAGAAAUACACACACCAUAUUAUGUCGCUGGAUAUUUCUAUUUUCCUAUCUGAACCAUUUAAUUUCAGUUCUUUUUCUUCUGGAAUCGCUAAUUUUUGCUCUCGGAUCAAUGCUUUCUUAGAUCAUUCACCGAGACCUUGCGGCUCGUAAUGUGUUGGUUGGACAUAAGGAAACUUGUAAAGUGACAGACUUCGGAAUGGCAAGAGAUGUGCAGCAGGAAAAUAUUUAUGAACGAAAGACUAAGGUAUUCAAGAAAGAGGGGAGGUGGGGGCGGUACUACAUAUCGUUCAGUUUAGUGAUCUUUGACAAUCAUUGUACUCCUGAUUUCGAUGACAAAAUCCUUGGACGGGACCGUAAUGAAAAUAUUAGCCUUGCGUAUACGAGUAUAAUUUUAAAUAUUACUGUCUUUGACCGGUCGCUUCCUAUAAUUUUUUAGCUGUUUCACAAAGUGAUAUUUGAAAUCUUUAGGGCCGUCUUCCCGUGAAGUGGACAGCUUAUGAGGCCUUGAUGUAUGGUAAAUAUACCACCAAAAGUGACGUGUAAGUAUACCCGAUUAUUACUCGUAGCAAUUUUCCAACAAGUUUCACCAAUAGAAUAAGAGAGAGGGUAAGUUUUGGGCUCGGUAAAGAAAUAGAGAAAGAUGUUCUUCAUCCUCUCACGAGCGUUGGACAAUGAAAAAAUUCUUGACUCCCCAUGAGGAAUCGAACCUCAGACCAUCGGAUUCCGCGCUCCGAUGGUCAUACCACUGAGCCACAGAGACUCUUCAGUGAGUGAGGUUUAUUACUAAGUUCAUAUGACACGCGUCCUGCAUACUGCAAGGAUCAGCAAUGUCGAUAUAGAGUCAUGUUUGUACAUAAAAAUAAGAGAAAGAAUCGGAGCGCGGAAUCCGAAGGUCUAAGGUUCAAUUCCUCGUUGGGAGUCAAAAUUUUUUCUUUGUCCCACACUCGUGACAAGACGAAAAAAAUCUUUCUCUAAGUGUUAUAAAUUUUAACUAGGGCAUGAAUUCUAUGCUUUGUCAAAGAGUACAUGUAUUUUAAUUGUCGUAUAUAAUGUUAAUGUCUUCAGUCACCCAAUAUAUAUUUGUUUGAUUUGUCUUUCCGCAGAUGGAGUUACGGAAUUUUGCUGUACGAGAUUUUCACCAUAGGUAACAUCGAAUGGAAAUUUAUAAGGCCCUGUCUAUGUUUUUUGCUAUAUACCAUGUUUAAUUAAGCAAUUUAACGUGUUCAGUUAGACAAACGUAAUGAGCUUCAAACUACAUCAAAUGACCUGGGUGGCGUUUCAGUGAAGGUCGUUUUUUCGUCACAUUUAUAUUUCGAUGGUCUUAUGGUUCUUCCAGGUGGUUCACCUUACCCACGAAUGGAUGGAAGAAAAAUUGCAAACUUACUUCAGGAUGGAUACAGGAUGCCUAAACCACAACACGUCGAUGAAGAAUUGUAAGUGUUUUUUCAAUUCGUUCUCUCUCACCCUACAAGGAAGCGUUCUUUAAAUCUCUAACAGAUCAUUUGAACAAUACCAGGUAUCAGAUUAUGAUGAAAUGCUGGAAGAAUGACCCAGAUGCAAGACCAACUUUUACUGAAUUGAAAAAUCAGCUUAAGGACAUGGAAACCCUACACAAGGUGAGAAUUUUGAUCAACAUGAAAGUUUCUUUUCACGUUUGACCGACUGGCUUAGGCUCAGCUAAUUAGGGUUUUAAACAUAUUAGCGUUUAGCUUAGAUAGCGUGAUUUUUACGAAGUUUGGAUUGCAUCUUCUUGUUAUGUCACUGAAGCUAGCACUCCACGAAAAACGGGGAAGAAGCGAACUAGAAUGCCCCUGCUACAAUUGACUCAUUAUGGUUAUUUAAAAGAUGGUAGGAUUAUUGCAAAACUGCACUGAGACGCGCAAAGAGUAGCAGACGACGACGCCAUAAAAUACUUUAUUGAAUUUGUUUUGGUGUGAAAAGCUGACCACUUGUGAGGAUAACGCUUAUAACUUAAGAGGAACACUUUUUUAAUGAUGCUGAUUAUUAUAUUAUUCUUUUCUGCAGAAGCUGAUCAACAUGACAAUGUACGACAAGCAGUUGUAUGCAAACGUCGAGGAUUUAACAAUGUAG